AUGGGUCAAUCAACAUCACGGUCCGAAGAGACUGAUGAUGGCUUGCCAUUGAAAGAAACAUCGGAAGUUUCUUCUGAGCGGCCAUCAAUUCAACAACGACGGUCCUGGUUGUCAUCCGGAGAACCCUCGAAGCCGGAUUCAGAAACCAAAAAAGAAUCGAAAAAAACCAAGAAGAAAUCUCGAUCUAAAAAGUCUAAAAAGAAGGUGGACCAAGCCGAUACGCUUUCCGAGACUGUGGAAUACCAGUCAUCAAAGCGCCCUAGUCAAAACGUUUCUGACCUUGAAAGUGUCAUCAACGACUUGGAAGACAAAGACCACGGCUCGAAGGAGCAGAAGCCGAAGCCACAGAAGCAGGAUGCCAAGUCGAGGCAACCUACAACCAAGCCUCCUGAUGACGCCUCCGAUGAAGAUGUGGAUUUCCCAAUCACCAUUGGGAAAGGUCACCCACAACUCCAGCUACCUACCAACAAAGCGGCGUUUUCAACCUUCAUUGACGAUGAUAGUCAAGUAGAUGAUCAAGGAUACCCGACAUAUCCCAACGGAAACACCAUCUUCGUCUUACACCCCGAAGAAAAGGUGACGAACUUCGGGUUUGUGGCUUGGACUCACACGAUGCGCACCGAUUCCAAGCACCCCCUCUGGAGAGUCCGUCGAUUUUACUGCCUUGGUGUGAUCGGAUGCACCGAUCCAAACUGCCGCCUUGCCGGGUCACCACCAACUGGCUACAAGGCCAUACCUGCACUCUUAGGGAAAUUCCCUAACUGUCCAGUGUCCGAUUGCGAUGGCCUACGCAUCCAUGUUCCAUGUGAUGCCCGCUGUCGAUUUGAUGAAGAGAAAUCGACUCAUUGGCAAUUACUACGACAUCAAGGCCGACACAACCACGUCUGGCCGGAGGCUAAGAAGGCUGACCGAAUUUCCAAGGCUAAGCUGAAAGAGAUGGUUAUCAACGACCCCAAGACGGGACCUUUGGGCCUCAAGGUUGGGCGGGCAAACGCGUCAAAGAAUCCCAUUCAGUCAGUGGCCAACAUACAUUCCUCGUUUGGUCAUAUUGACCGCCUCGGCUACUUGCGACGCGACAUCCUCGUCAAAAACGAGCUUAUGCCUGAUAACCAGGACCCCGACGGGGCAGAUAGAUGGCUGACCAAACUCGAGCAUUGGGGAAAGCAGGGGAUGCGACUAGUCUCCUCGUCGCUGAAAAUUGAAGAGAUUCAUAUUUCUUUUCAGGGUGCCUGGAUGGAGGAGGUUCUGUUGUACGAAAGCAAAAGCGGCGAGUCAUACUCAGGUGGCCUACUCUCGGACGUCACCUAUUGCUUUUUCCUCAACGGUUAUCUUUUAACUACCUCAAUGUACAACGGAAAACUGGAACGAUGGGUCCCUGUGCUUUUGACCUUCUUGAAGGGUCUUUCUACUCAUCAUUACAAGGCCCAUUUCAAGACGUUGUUCACCAUCAUCGACCAAACUUCGAAAUCCGAAAACCAGACGAGAAGGCUUCUUGAGCAGGUAGUAGAUUUCUCGCUAGCUCAGAGGAAUGGAUUUAUUGAGGCGUACAUGGAGGUGUUCAGAGGCAGUGACAAAGUUGAGGCGCUUUCCAAGCUGCACGGUUGUAAACAGCAUUUCAUGGCGGCUGUGACUCGAAUCAAAAAGAACAGCUCAAUAGUUCCAGUGGAUCAAGAUGUCCGCUGGAAUUUGUACCAAUUGUUUCCACGGGCGAAGAAGUGGUUGGAUUGGUGGAAAGCGUCGGAUAUACAGGCAAUGUUAUUUCCUUCAAGGAAACGUUUACCCUUAGAUGACCCUCCCCUUCCUGGUGAAGAAGAUGACGACAAUGUUGAGGAAGAUCAAGGACCUCGCAGACGGCCUGAAUUACCUGGAACAACAAACGCGCAGGAAUCCAUGCACCGUGUGUAUUAUCUGCUUUGCCCAGGCAAAUGUGCUAUCAUACCUGGAUUUGUUCAGCUUUUCGCCCUUGUGCAAAGUUUAGAACACGAUUAUAGGCAGGUCCAGCAAGGGUGUACCGUGACUUACGGCGUGUCCAAGAAGAAUUGGGAAACUGUAGUCACUAACAUGGGUAUGGCGAAACCGACCAAGCGAAAAUACAAAAGUGAAGGCAACGACGGCCGAGCUCCUGACACCACCAAGGAGCUCCUGGGUAUAACCAAAUCGAAGAAACGCUCUGAAGUCAAGAAGAAGGGGCCAGGACGGCCUAAAGGGUCACAAAACGUACCACGAAAGCAUCCAGGAACCGCUGUUGGCAGAGCUCGACGCUGGAGUGCCUGUAUGCUCUUUUUGGCCCACUAUGGAGCCGGUAUGCCACGGUCAACGGCUCUCCCUUCGGCCUCCUUCCCAGCUGGUGAAUUUGCUUCAGCCAAUGGCUUCAUGGACGAACUACUCCGCCCUGGCAAAAUUUCUCUUCGUCCUCUCUUUGAAAUUCCUUUCCGCAAGGUCACGACGUGUUUUCGCGAAGCCAAACAUUCAACCACGUCCAUUUCAUCUCGACUAGGUCAAUUGAUAGAUUUAUGGCAGUCGCAAGGUCUCACUGCAGGAAGUGAUAUGGUCUGCCGGAAAUGUCAUCCUUCGGAACGAACCAGUCGUGGUAACGUAGUGAAUGUGGAUGUGGACGACGAACCUGCGGAAGAAGAUGAUCAAGGAAGAUGCAACUCACCCGAACCGGAGGAAUCUGAAGAAAAAAAGUCAAUGCUAGAACAGACCCUCAAGAUUCACUUAACAGACCGCAAAUCUGCGCCUUUACACCUUUACUUCCACUUAGACGGGGUUGGAGCGAUGACCCACGAAAUGCGUGAAAGCUACAUGGGUGACACGGAUUGGCCAGCACGUAUCAUGAUUGGUGGCGUGGAAUAUAUGAUGGUGACACGUGGAUUUUGGGCCAACAGUCAUUAUUGGUGCAAAGUGGUACGGUCAGUGGAGGGAAUCAUGGGUGUAUGGCAUUACAAUGAACUCAGGAACGCUGGACGUGCUCAGCUUUUAGACCGAAAUGUUGCAACUAUUGCUGGGUGUGAGCCACACACAAGCUGGACCAUACCCUUUACGAUGCCCUCAGAUAAUUACCCUUUUGGAGGGUCGCUUCCUUUGAAGGAAAAAACUCAGCUAGAUGGAACCACUGCGGAAGAAACCACUGCGACUACCGACAAGACUUUGACUCACGUCGAAGAGGUUCAGGAAAUAUUGGAGGAUAUUCCUAUAGAGUGCGAGGACGAAGUAGACGAAUUGGCUUUUGAUGCAGAAGUACCAACAGAAGAAGAGCCAAGUGGACUGCUGGAAAAAGCAAGCCACAAGAAGUAUAAGGGUUAUGAAUACGUUAUAGUUACAGAAGCAGAGGAGCCAACUCCUGAAAGCCCUCCUGCUGCCGACACAGGUGGCUUGCGGAAGUCACAGCGCAAAAGUAGGAGACAAAAUUAG
Molecule: messenger RNA, 3414 nt
Organism: Melampsora larici-populina 98AG31
Lineage: Eukaryota; Fungi; Basidiomycota; Pucciniomycetes; Pucciniales; Melampsoraceae
Exons: 13
Coding region: 1-3414 (1137 amino acids)
Source: RefSeq, a predicted model, not a curated record